Molecule: messenger RNA, 2429 nt
Organism: Eruca vesicaria subsp. sativa (arugula)
Lineage: Eukaryota; Viridiplantae; Streptophyta; Magnoliopsida; Brassicales; Brassicaceae
Source: the annotation of a GenBank genome assembly
CCUCAACACACACAUUUAGAGAGAUAAGAGAGAGGGAGAAGAUGAAGGUGGAGCGUCUGAUACUGGUGGUUACUUUCUUCUACUUUGCGUAUACGCAGCUGGUCAACGGGCAACCUCGCAACGAUUGCAAAACUAGUUGUGGGAACGUCACAGUUGAGUACCCUUUUGGCAUUUCUCAUGAUUGUUACUAUGCAGACGAUCCUAGUUUCAACCUCACAUGUAACGAGACGGAACAGAAGCUAUUCUUUCGACGUAACCUUGAAGUCAUCAACAUAUCUCACAGCGGGGAACUACGCGGCUGGAAUAAUAUUUCCUACGCUUGCUACGAUAGCCAGGGAAAUCCGAAUGGUAGUUGUUACUACGAAUACACGCUUGGUAGUUUAUCUCUCUCCCACAAAAACAAGUUUAACGUAGUAGGCUGUAACGCUAUAGCACUUCUGAGCACUUUCGGACCGCAAAAUUACUCAACUGGAUGUUUGUCAACGUGUAACUCUCCACCUGUGGCAAAUGGAGACUGUAAUGGCGCAGGUUGCUGCAGAACAGAUGUCUCUGACCCGUAUGAUAGCUAUAAAUUCGAAACUCGCCCAUCUCGUCUGCAGAACAUGACUUCUGUGUAUGACUUUAAUCCUUGCACGUAUGCCUUUCUCGCCGAAAAUGGUACUUUUAACUUUAAUGCUUUGGAAGAUCUUAAGAACCUACGGCAUGUCAGCAAGUUCCCUCUGGUACUGGAUUGGUCUAUUGGACACCAGACAUGCGAGCAAGCUGGAAACACAAGCAUAUGCGGUAUGGAGAACAGCACAUGUUUCAACUCCGCUCGUGAAACAGGGUACAACUGCAAAUGUCUAGAAGGCUUUGAGGGGAAUCCUUACCUUUCAAAUGAACACGGUUGCCAAGACAUCGAUGAGUGUACUAGUACUAUCCAUAAGCAUAACUGUUCGGAUCCCAGAACCUGUAGAAACAAGGUUGGAGGCUUCGACUGUAAGUGCCGAUCUGGUUACCUCUUAGAUACCACAAAUAUGAGUUGCAAGCUUAGAGACUUUGAAUGGGCUACCAUUCUUCUUGGAACUACCAUCGGCUUCUUGUCCAUCCUGCUUGUUGUUAGCUUCGUACAACAUAGAAUGAAGCACCGGAAGAUAGCUGAACUCCGACAAAAGUUCUUCGAGCAAAACGGUGGCGGCAUGUUAAUACAGAGACUCUCAGGACCAGGGACAUCAAAUGCUAAUGUAAAAAUCUUCACUGAAAAAGGCAUGAAGACAUCAACCAAUGGCUACGACAAGAGCAGAAUCCUUGGCCAGGGAGGACAAGGAACUGUCUACAAAGGCAUACUCCCAGACAACUCCAUAGUUGCUAUAAAGAAAGCUCGGCUUGGAGACAACAGCCAAGUAGAGCAGUUCAUCAACGAAGUGCUAGUGCUUUCACAGAUCAACCAUCGGAACGUUGUCAAACUCUUGGGCUGCUGUCUAGAGACCGAAGUUCCCUUGCUGGUUUACGAGUUCAUUAACAGUGGCACCCUUUUUGAUCACUUGCACGGUUCCCUGUUUGGUCCUUCUCUUACAUGGGAACAUCGCCUGAGGAUAGCAGUGGAGAUAGCUGGAACUCUUGCAUAUCUUCAUUCCUCUGCUUCUAUCCCAAUCAUCCACCGAGACGUGAAGACUGCUAACAUUCUCCUGGACGAGAACUUAACUGCCAAGGUAGCUGACUUUGGUGCUUCAAGGCUUAUACCAAUGGAUAAAGAGCAGCUCACAACCAUGGUGCAAGGCACUCUAGGCUACUUAGACCCUGAAUACUACAACACAGGGCUGCUAAACGAAAAGAGUGAUGUUUAUAGCUUUGGUGUCGUCCUCAUGGAACUUCUCUCGGGCCAAAAGGCAUUGUGCUUCGAAAGGCCGCUGCAGUCAAAACAUCUGGUGCAUUACAUUGCUUCUGCCAUGAAAGAGAACAGGUUGCACGAGGUUAUAGAUGAGAAAGUAAUCAACGGGAAUAACUGGAAGGAGAUCGAGGAAGCUGUCAGAGUUGCUAUGGAGUGUACAAGAGUGACGGGAGAAGAAAGGCCAUUGAUGACAGAAGUAGCUGCAAAGCUUGAGGGCUUGAGAGUCACAAAAACCAAACAUCAGUGGUCAGAUCAGUAUCCUGGGGAGGUGACUGAGAAUUUGGUCGGUGUUGAAAUCUUAUCAGCGCAAGGGGAUACAAGUAGCACUGGCUAUGACAGCAUCAAGAAUGUAGCAAGCAUGCACAUGGAAGCUGGUCGCUGAUGUGUAUUAUUAGUCAAGGCUCUGUCACAAUCAGUAUCACGUCUAAGUCUUUUUUUGUGAAAAAAAAUAAUAUCAUUUCUGUAUUUCUUUUGACUUCUUUUGUCCACCUAAACAGUUAAAAACCAAAGUAUCAAGACAAUGAAAAACAUUUAUGCAUUGAGAUAUUUCUUAGAUUCC